AUGUAUGGCUAUGUCCCUACUCGCGCUGUCGGCAUCAUCUUCCUAAUCCUCUUCGUCUUUUCUACCGGCCUUCAUUGUAUACAAAUGAUAAAAUAUCGGAUGUGGUUCAUAAUACCGACGGUCAUCCUGUGCGGCUUUCUCGAGUCCAUCGGCUGGGGAGCUCGCCUGUGGUCGAGCUGGGAGCCGCUCGAGAGCAUGCCAUUCAAAAUCCAAAUCUCGACGACCGUUCUCGGCCCAACACCUCUCCUCGCUGCCAACUUCGUCAUCUUUGGAAGGAUUACAAGGCAGUUGGGCCCGGCUUAUUCCAGGAUCCGACCUCGAACAUAUACUGCGCUCUUCUGCGGUAUUGACGUUGUAUCUCUCCUCGUUCAAGGCGGUGGCGGUGGAAUCGCAUCUUCAGCGAAAGACCAAGAGGGAGCUCAAUUGGGAUCCAACGUGAUGUUAGGCGGCAUCAUCCUUCAAGUCGUCGCCAUCCUUGGCUUCAGCAUCACUGCAAUCGAAUACCUUGUCCGAUACAACAAGCGCUCGCCCUUCAGAGGAGAUAUUAUGCGUGACGCCGCCACUGCCGAUGCCGAAGAUGGGGUCAGAGGACGCUUCCGCCGGGAGCUGAAGAUCAUGGUUUACGCUCUCGCUGUCAGCAUAAUCGUUCUCUUUAUUCGGCAAGUCUCAUAUUGA
Messenger RNA from Cyclocybe aegerita, 675 nucleotides. The record is from the annotation of a GenBank genome assembly. NCBI's taxonomy places the organism in Eukaryota, Fungi, Basidiomycota, Agaricomycetes, Agaricales, Hemipholiotaceae.